UUUUCCCAAAUCUUCCCGAUUGCCUUUCCCCAAUCUCUCCUGUCUCUGGUUCUCCUCGACGCGCCGUCGAACACUCAUCCACAACCCGCAAAGGAUACGUAUAAACUUCCAUUAUUUCUGUCCUACAAACGUCACAAAAUCCGUUUCUCGCGCUUCAGGAAGAAGCUGAAACCUAAGAUUGAGAUGUCACAGUACCGGCCAAAGUAUUGGUUUCGAGAAUAUUUGGGGUAAAGCUCGGUUGUUGUUUUGUGUGUGAGUUUUUUGAUAAUGGAGUCUAGUGUUGUGGCGGGGAGCAGCAAUUUGGAGCCUCGGGAUGAUAUGGAGUUUGAUUCUCAUGAGGCAGCUUAUGAAUUUUAUAAAGAAUAUGCCAAAUCUGUGGGAUUUGGCACUGCCAAAUUGAGUAGUCGGCGCUCUAGGGCGUCUAAAGAGUUCAUUGAUGCUAAGUUUUCUUGCAUAAGAUAUGGUAAUAAACAGCAGUCUGAUGAUGCUAUUAACCCUAGGCCUUCCCCGAAGAUAGGGUGUAAGGCUAGCAUGCAUGUGAAGAGAAGGCAGAGUGGGAAGUGGUACAUUCAUAGUUUUGUGAAGGAGCACAAUCAUGAGCUUUUGCCGGCUCAGGUGCAUCUUUUUCGGAGCCACAGGAAUGGUGAUCCUCUCAAGAAUGACCCGAAAAUACGGAGGAAAAAGGCUCUGGCUGCUGUGUCGAAUCACUAUGGUACCUAUCAGUUUUCUAGUUCUUUGGAGAAUGUGUUUAGGAGUCAGCAUGAUAGGGGACGUAAUUUGGCUUUAGAAGAAGGAGAUGCUCAGAUGUUGCUCGAAUUUUUUGUGCAUAUGCAGGAAGAGAAUCCGGAAUUCUUUUAUGCCAUAGACUUGAACGAGGAGCAUCGGCUUAGGAAUGUGUUUUGGGUUGAUGCCAAAGGCAUGGAGGAUUAUGCCAACUUCGGUGAUGUGGUCUCGCUUGAUAUUUCAUAUUUCUCGAACAAGCAUAAGAUACCUUUGGUCUUCUUCAUUGGUGUAAACAAUCACAUUCAUCCAACAUUAAUGGGCUGUGCAUUGAUUGUAGAUGAAUCGGUGCAUACAUUUCUUUGGUUGCUUCGAACAUGGUGCUUGGCAAUGGGUGGACGAGGCCCAAGGGUGUUGCUCACUGACCAAAAUAAUGCCAUUAAAGCAGCCGUUUCAGCAGUUCUUCCCAACACUCAUCACUACUUUAAUUUGUGGUGUAUCUUGGAGAAGAUCCCAAGGUAUCUUGAUUACCUUAGUUUAUGGCAUGAUCCUUUCAUUGCAAAAUUCAGAAAAUGCAUACAUAUGUCAUGGACUGAAGAACAGUUUGAAAAGAGAUGGUGGAAAUUGAUUGACAGAUUUAAUCUUAGGGAAGAUGAAUGGAUACAGUCAUUGCAUGAAGAUCGAAAACGCUGGGUGCCUACUUUUAUAAGGGACGUCUCUUUUGCUGGCUUAUCUACUGCUUCAAGAGCUGAAAGUAUGAAUUCUUUACUUGAUAAGUAUAUCAAUGGUGAAACUUCUUUAAGAGAAUUUAUAGGGAAAUAUAAGCUAAUCUUGGAGGACCGCUAUGAGGAGGAAGCCAAAGCAAACUUUGAUGCAUGGCAUGAAACCGCUGAGUUGAAAUCUCCAUCUCCUUUUGAGAAACAGCUGUCUCUAAUAUAUACACAUGAAAUAUUUAAGAAAUUUCAAGUUGAAGUAUUGGGAGUAGCUGCAUGUCAUCUUAGAAAAGAAAAAGAUGACACAACAAUGACAUAUGCUGUUAAAGACAUUGAAAAUGAUCAGGAGUUCAUGGUCGAAUGGACUGAAUCAAAAUCGGAAAUAUUCUGCUCAUGCCAUUUAUUUGAAUAUAAAGGUUUUCUUUGUAGGCAUGCUAUUGUGGUUCUCCAAAUGUCUGGGGUCUUCAGAAUUCCAAUUAAAUAUAUCCUACAACGUUGGAGCAAUAUUGCUAAAAGCAGGCUUCCCAUUAGUGAAAGAUUGGAUGAGGUACAAGCUAAGGUUCGUUGUUACAAUGACCUAUGCCGGCGAGCCAUAAUAUUAGGCGAAGAAGGGUCACUAUCACAGGAGAGUUACAAUAUUGCUGUUAGCGCUAUUAAAGAAGCUAUCAGACAGUGUGCAGCUGCAAAUGGUCCUACUCAGACGGACUUAAGACCACCUGGCAUGCCUGCAACCCUUGCAAUCCAGGGUGUUGAAGAAGCAAAUCACAAAAGCACAGCUGUAGCUAGAGAGCAGGUGUCUAAUAUUAAAGUGACACAAACAAGUAGGGGGACAAAAAGAGUAGAUUCUGGGAAUGAAAAGGAAAGUAAUGAAAGCUGUGCUAAUGAAAAGGGGAAGGUGCCUUUGGAACCAGAAGUCGCAAAUCUCGGGACACAAGGAGUUUUUCAUCAAAUGGAUAUGCCUGGUAGCCUGGAUUAUCCAACCUACUACCCAAGGUUUCUUACAACAUUGCUGAGGGGUGGUGAGAUUAAUAAAAGGAAUGUGGAAUUGCUUGGUGAGAUGUUGGAGGAACAGAGUUGAAGCAUGCACAAUCAUGGAUCUUGAUCAAUCAAGGUUUUAGGGCCUUUCCUCUCCAGAAUAAAGAAGACAGAAGGAGUCUGCAAGUAAAUGGGGUCUAAGAGGAGAAAUUGUUGCCAACUUGGGUACUGAUUUCAGAUUUUUUUUCCCAACUGAUGUUACUCGGGAACUAACUAAUUUUUGUAUAGAAUAAUAGAAUGCUACUAAAUCAUAACCGAAGAACUUGUAGACUUGUCUUCCAGGCAGUAGCCAGUAAGGGUUGGAUCAUUGAUAUUCUAUUGACCCUACAGCAUUAUCAGCAGCCAAGCAUGUAAUGAUCUGGACUGUACUGCUAUUUUCUGCCAUAGUUCUGCAGAUGCGACAGCCUACCAAUCUAACUUUGCAUUUGCAUUGAAGUUGGCGUUUUAAGAAAUCUUAUGAACUCCAUUCUUAGUGCGUUACAGAGGUUCAUCCUAACUGAGUCUGAUGUCCUCCCCCAGAAGUUAUUUGUAUAUGCAGAUGGAUUGAGAAUUGAGAUGUGUUUGUUUGAUGCAUGUAGAUCUGCUGUGGUUUUGUUUUAUAUGCAAAACAGGUAAAGAAGAAUGCUAUGUUGUAAAUGGAGCUGUGCAAAGCUCUUGACAUUGUAAUCUCUUUGUCUUGCCUAUUGUUCUGUGAAUUUGACUGAUUACAGUUGUUAAUGAAUCAAUAUACUCACUAAACUUGUUUGGGGAAAAUAAAAGUUCUUUUGGUUCUGUUCUA
Messenger RNA from Ipomoea triloba (trilobed morning glory), 3246 nucleotides. RefSeq names its product protein FAR1-RELATED SEQUENCE 4. The record is from RefSeq and is a predicted model, not a curated record. Gene Ontology annotation, biological process: regulation of DNA-templated transcription. The transcript has 5 exons. Lineage: Eukaryota; Viridiplantae; Streptophyta; Magnoliopsida; Solanales; Convolvulaceae. The coding region runs from base 268 to 2511 and encodes 747 amino acids. Gene Ontology annotation, molecular function: zinc ion binding.